GUCUGGAGAUUUGUCUUUUUUUUUUUUUUUUUUUUUGCUAUCAAUUUCUGCUGUGUGCUCAGGGGUUAUAGUUCAGUGCUGAAUGACACAGGGGUUGGGCCUGCUUUGGGGGAAAGUGUUCGUUUUCUAUUGCUUUGUAACAAAUUACCACACAUUUGGCAGCUUAAGACUACAGUCAUUUAUUAUCCCAUAGUUCUGUAGACCAGUUCACAGGAUGACUAAAUCUGAGUAUCAGCUGUGACAACAGUUCUUUAGGGCAUAAGGCCUUCUAGGCUCACUGGUUAUUGGCAGAAUUUAUUUCCUUCUCACACUUUCCAUGUGGUCCCCUCCAUCUUCCGGCCAGCAGCCAGCAAGUCUUGUCCUUCUCACACUUUGAAUGUCCCUGGCUCCCUUUCUGCCCUCAGCCAGGAGAAAGCUCUGCUCUUUAGGGAAUUAUCCAGGCAAGCCAGGUUGAUGUCUCCAUCUCAAAUCAACUGAUUAGUAACCUUAAUUAUAUAACAUUUGUCAUGUGAUGCAACAUAUUCACAGGCAUGAUAAUGGCAAAGGCCAUGAAGACCAAAAUACUAUCAACCACAGGUAGGUGUGGGGGAAAUAAAUUAAAACUUUUAGCAAAGAGAAAUAAUUGUGUAAUUGAAAACAGGUUGGAAUUACAAGAAUUAAGUGUUAUAACAGAAGCUAAAGACAUGGGCAUCCUUAGACAAGGUCAGCAAUUUACAGUAUUCCUGAUAAAGUGAUAUUUCACCUUAAACAUACAUAGGAUGAGAAAGAUCCAGUCUGCAGACAACACAUGCCAGAGAAUUUGGGGGAGAUUACCAUCACCUGCAGAUGGAACCAAACGAUGAGAAAACUUGUGACACAUUCCAACUGCUCAAAGGGGAAAGUGAGAUUUUCAGUCGAAGGAUGAGACAGCAAUAAAGAAAUGCCCACCAUUGAGAAAUAUACAUCUUUUGCUUUACAUCCGAGAAUUCUUAAUAGAGAGCAAUCAUAUGAAUAUCAGGAAUGUGGGAAGACUUUUUGUCAGUACUCAAACCCUGUUCAACGUGAGAGAACACAUUCUAGUGAAAAACCCUACAAAUACAAAGAAUGUGGGAAGAACUUUAGUAAUGGACAUCGGCUCACUGUACAUCAGAGAUUUCAUACUGGUGAGAAACCUUGUAAAUGUAAGGAAUGUGGGAAGUCCUUUAGUACCUUUUCGUACCUUGUUCAACAUCAGAGAACUCACACUGUUAAGAAAGUCUAUGAAUGUAAAGAAUGUGGGAAGGCUUUUAUUAGAGGCUCAGGCUUUGUUAAACAUGGGAGAAUUCACACUGGCGAGAAACCAUAUGAAUGCAAGGAAUGUGGGAAGACCUCUGGUAGUAGCCAUAAUUCUGUACAUCAGAGUAGUCAUACUGCUAAGAAAGCCUAUGAAUGUGGGGAAUGUGGAAAAGCUUUUUAUAGUAGCUCAUACCUUGUUCAACAUCAAAGAAUCCAUAGCGGUGAGAAACCCUAUGAAUGUAAGAAAUGUAGGAAAGCUUUUAUAGUGUAUGGAAAACUUCUUCAGCAUCAGAGUAUUCAUACUGAAAAACCUUUUGUGUGUAAAGAAUGUAGGAAGGCCUUUAGUACCUUCUCAUACCUUGUUCAACAUCAGCGAAUUCAUACUGGUGAGAAACCCUAUGAAUGUAAAGAAUGUGGGAAGGCCUUUAGUAGUAGCUCACCCCUUGUUAAACAUCAGAGAAUUCAUACUGGUGAGAAACCUUAUGAAUGUAAGGAAUGUGGAAAGGCCUUUAGACUUAGUUCAUUUCUUAAUGCGCCUCAGAGAAUUCAUGCAGAGGUAAAGCCCUAUGAAUGCAAGGAAUGUGGGAAAGCCUUUAGUCGUGCCUCAUACCUUGUUCAACAUGAAAGACUUUAUACAGGUGAGAAACCCUAUGAGUGUAAGGAGUGCAGCAAGGCUUUUAGUGCUGGCUCAUACCUUGUUCAACAUCAGAGGAUUCAUACUGGUGAGAAACCCUACGAAUGUAAGGAAUGUGGAAAGACCUUUCGAGUACAUGUACAUGUUACACAGCAUCAGAAAAUUCAUGUUGAUGUGAAACCCUAUAAAUGUAAGGAAUGUGGAAAAACAGUUGUGCCUCAUACCUUGUACAACGUGGCAGAAUUCAUACUGGUGAGAAACCCUAUGAGUGUAAGGAGUGUGGGAAGGCCUUUAGUUCUGGCUCUUACCUAGUUCAACAUCUGAGAAUUCAUACUGGUGAGAAACCCUUUGAAUGUAAGGAAUGUGGCAAGACCUUUAGACUUAAUUCCUUCCUUACUGAACAUCAGAGGUUGCACACUGGUGAGAAACCCUUUAAGUGUAAAAAAUGUGGGAAGGAC
Messenger RNA from Acinonyx jubatus (cheetah), 2346 nucleotides. RefSeq names its product zinc finger protein 30 (gene ZNF30). Gene Ontology annotation, cellular component: nucleus. The record is from RefSeq and is a predicted model, not a curated record. NCBI's taxonomy places the organism in Eukaryota, Metazoa, Chordata, Mammalia, Carnivora, Felidae.